AUGGAUCUGGAUCAGGCGCGGUGUUCGCUGACGAUGAGAUUGAAUGAGGCGCCGAAGUCCGGAUCCCUGGCGUUUUCCACCUCUCCGAAGGUUUCUUUCCCUACUUCGUUAAUUACGUCUGCAUAUUUGAUUCUUCCAAUUAAUUAACGCGUGGCGUGGGGGAGCAGGAAGAGUAUAAGAGGAUCGUGGAGGAGAACCUGGCCCUGGAUCCCGAAGGGAAGCCAUUCAAGAUGCUGGUGUUCAAGGACAGCCCCCGGAGGAGUGGGGGGCGGCUCCUCCUCGUCGACGAGAUGCUGCACGACGAUCAGGAUCGGUGCAAGAAUCGCCUCCGGCCGAUCCGCAGCGUCCCCAAAGUCUGUACCACGUCUCUUCUCUGCUGAACCCACGCUUUCUUCAUCCAAAAACGUUGACCAGGUCUUCUGAUAGACCAGGAAAUGAAUUAUCCAUCCCCGAAUAAUCCAUGGAUUUGCAGAUUACGUUCCUUUCUCAAGAUCAAGGAAUGAAUAUUUUACCUGGUUUGCAGUCUGCAGAUAAGAUCCUGGAUGCGCCAAACCUGGUGGAUGACUACUACCUGAAUCUCAUGGAUUGGGGCAGCAAGAACAUCCUGGCCCUCGCCCUCGGGGACAGCCUCUACCUGUGGAACGCCACCAGCGGGGACGUAGAGGAGUUGCUGACGUCGGACAGCGACGAAAGUCAACCGGCGAGCGUCGCCUGGUCCUCCGACGGGAGAACACUGGCUGUCGGAUUCACUGACUCCACCGUCCAGAUAUGGGACACCGCCGCCGCGCGCCAGGUCAGCUCCGAGCCCUUUUCAGCAUUUAAUUUUUCGGAUAAAAUAGAAGGAAAAUAAAAAUUAGGAUUCUCAAAAAUUAUAUUUUUGAGAUUUAAAUUAAUUCCUGGUUAAAUCCGAUGUUAUCGAUUAUUUCUGCCAUUGAGAGAAGUAUAUUUGCUCCGAACUGGCUGUUCUUCUUCGACAGGUGAGGGUGCUCAGAGGGCACAGGGACAGAGUCAGCAGCCUAUCGUGGAACUGCAACCUCCUUUCUUCUGGGAGCAGAGAUGCCUCCAUCAUCAACCACGACGGUGCCCUAACUGGCCCCCCCACCCCUCUCUUUCUCUCUCUCUCUCUCUCUCUCUCUCUCUCUCACUCACUCACUCACUCACUCACUCAUUCGUCUUCUUCUUCGUCGUCGUUUUCAUCCAGUAAGGGCAGGCGCGAGCUCUGCAUCUCGCUUCCAGGGGCACUCCUCUGAAGUAUGUGGGCUGCGGUGGUCGGCGGGGGGAAACCUCCUGGCGAGCGGCGGCAACGACAACCGGGUUUUUGUGUGGGAAGCCCCCAACAGGCGCUCGUCUAGGCACCUGCAUAGGUUGCACGGCCACUCAGCGGCGGUGCGGGCCCUCGCAUGGUCCCCUCAUCAGCCCAACUUGCUGGCCUCCGGCGGCGGCACUGCCGACCGCUCUAUCAAGUUCUGGAACACCCAGGCCGGCAGCUGCGCCACCACCGUCGACACCGGCUCGCAGGUGACUCAAAGCUCUUCUUCUUCUUCUUCUGCCUCUCCCCCUCCGCGCAGGCAGAGAGAGAGCAGAGAGCUCACGAUGGUGAUCGCAGGUUUGCGCGUUGGAGUGGAACAGGCACCGGAGUGAGAUCCUCAGCGCCCAUGGCUUCAGCCGCAACCAGCUCUCCCUCUGGAGUUACCCCUCCAUGCUCAAGGUCGGUGACAUGAACGGCCAUUCGAACCGAGUCCUCCACCUCUCUCAGGUUUCUCUCUCUCUCUCUCUCUCUCUCUCUCUCUCCCCCUCUCCUUCUUCUUUUCUCUUCCGGUUCGGUCUACACCUUCUAGUCGGGCAUGCAGAGUCCCGACGGGAUGACGGUGGCGUCGGCAGGGGCGGAUGAGACUCUGCGUUUCUGGAAAGUUUUCGGACCGCCCCAAGCAAUAGCGGCGGCAGCGGGGAACCGCAAGAGCAGCGGGCCCUCUUUUUCCAUGAACCGAUCCUUCAUUCGGUGA
This is a messenger RNA of Spirodela intermedia, 2003 nucleotides long. The record is from the annotation of a GenBank genome assembly. NCBI's taxonomy places the organism in Eukaryota, Viridiplantae, Streptophyta, Magnoliopsida, Alismatales, Araceae.